CACUAGUCCUGAGAGCCACCAGCUCAGAGAAGUAGUCCAGCCACUCCAGAAACAGAAACACUCAGCCUGACUCCUGCAGCUGCAGCACACAUUAACUCAACCUGUUAAAAAAACAUUCAAUCAGCAAGGUGACGCUGAGUGACAGCUUCUUGUUUCUGGGCUCAUUUAGAUCACCGGCAGCCUUUUACACCUGAGACUCAGAGGUGAAGCACAGCAGAGAUGAGGAUGGGGAUGCAACGACGCUCACACAGCUUUCUGGCCCUUCUCCUUGUGGUCUUCAUCGCUGGGAUAGUUCUCUCUGGCCCCUCGAGCCCUCGCAGGAGCAGAGUGAGACGCCAGAACAUGAAAGUCCGUAUCAACGCCACAGGAGACACCAUCGUGUUGAAGUUUUUGCGUCCAAAUGCUGACACCAAGCUUGAGGGUUACAUCCUGGGCUACGGAAGCAGCAUGUUCUCCAAACAGUUCAUCCAGCUGCCUGAGAACGGACAGCCGUACGAGACCGAGUUUGAUGCUGAGCCCAAGUACCUCAUCGCCGUCCAGCCCAUCCCCACCAAUGAGGUGAAAAAGCAAUGCUCAGGUAAAGUGGAGCUGCAGAAGCCGCUACACCUGGUCAUUGGAUCUGUGACGCCCACCUCAGUCCUCCUGUCUUGGGGGACCCUGCUGAAAACUCCUUAUGAAGGCAACGUUAUGAAUGACUGCCUCGAGGAUGGACACUACACGGUGCGCUAUCGCGAGAGGAACAGGAAGUGGAACUACCAGACCUGCCCUACUAGCGACACGGUCAUUGACAACCUGAAGCCAAACACACUCUAUGAGUUCGGUGUCCAGCCCAACUCUAAGGAUGGCACUGGAGUGUGGAGCAAGCCGGUCAUUCACAACAUCAGCUCAGGAGGCAUCGAGGAGAAGACAGUCAGGAAAAUCUUAAAACGUCCCACUGGCCCUCUGAAACCCAUACCGUCAGGCCCGCACUCCUUCCCCUAUUCUCCACGCCAUGUUCUCCAUAACAGGACCCAGGGCAGACCGCCCCUUUCCCGGAACAUAGCCCCAAAGACAACUCUUGCUCCAACCACAACUACUAAACAGGAAUCUCUGUCGACCCCUGAACCCACACUCCCUGUGGUCACCAAACAGCCAAUCGGAGGAGGAGACCGCUCAAGAUCUGUCUUGACUCCUUUCAUGGAGCCCCCUAUAGCUCCCAAACACCCACCUCCACCAUGUAUUACGACCACCACAGCAUCUGUGUUGGUCACCCAACCUCAUGCACAACCUCAACCAAACCCCCAGCUCCAGCCUCAGUAUCUGCCACCUCAACAACCAAAGCCCCAAACCAAAAAACCUCAACCUCAGCCUCAACCAAAACCCUUUUUCCGACCACAACCCCAACCCAAAUCGCAACCCAAACCCCAACCCCAACCCCAACCCAAACCCCAACCCCAACCCCAACCAACAUCCCAGCCCCUAUUCCAGACUCAACCACAACCCCAACUAACAUCCAAGCCUGUAUUCCAGACCAAACCACAACCUGAAACUACAUCCAAGCCCAUCUACAAGACCAAACCACAACCCAGAACAACAUCCAAGCCCCUAUUCCAGACCCAACCGCAACCUCAACUAACAUCCAAGCCUGUAUUCCAGACCAAACCACAACCCGAAACAACAUCCAAGCCCACCUACAAGACCAAACCACAACCCGAAACAACAUCCAAGCCCACCUACAAGACCAAACCACAACCCGAAACAACAUCCAAGCCCAUAUUCCAGACAGAACCACAACCCCAACUAACAUCCAAGCCUGUAUUCCAGACCAAACCACAACCCGAAACAACAUCCAAGCCCAUAUUCCAGACCAAACCACAACCCCAAACAACAUUCAAACCCGUAUUCAGGACCAAACUACAACCCCAAACAACAUCCAAACCAGUAUUCCAGACCAAACCACAACCCCAAACAACAUCCAAGCCCAUGUUCGGGACCAAACCACAACCCCAAACAACAUCCAAACCCGUAUUCAGGACCAAACUACAACCCCAAACAACAUCCAAGCCCAUAUUCCAGACCCAACCACAACCACAACCAACAUCCAAGCCCAAAUUUCAGACCCAACCACAACCUCAACUAACAUCCAAGCCCAUAUUCCAGACCAAGCCCCAACCAACAUCCCAGCCCAAAAUUCCAACCCAACCCCAAUCAACACCUAAGCUCAAAAUCCAGACCCCACCUCAGUCACAAACAUGGUCAAAGCCACAUUCCCAAUCACAACCUCAAACCACAACCCAGCUCCAGGCUGAACCACAACCUCAACCUACCCUCCAGCCAAAACAUCAGGCCCAAACUCAAACACAACCGCAUCCAAAGACUCAGAGCCAGUCUCACCUUCAAACACCUCCCCAGCCCACACCUGUGGCACACCCUCAAACACCUCAGCCAACACUUCAUCAUAUACCUCAGACCCAACAAGUACUACCAAAGAUUCACAUUGGACCACAACCUCAACCACAAAUUCGAUCUACAACUCAGCCACAAGCCCAAACACAACCUCAACCAAAGACCAACACACAGCCUAAACCACAAUUUCAAUCUACAACUCAGCUACAAACCCAAACACAACCUCAACCAAAGACCAUCCCACAGCCCCAGCCACAGCUUCCACCAAAAACCAACCCAGAACCUCAACUUACCACCAAGCAACUGGCUAAGGCCCAGCCAACACCUGAACCAGAGAUUUUUUUCCAACCAGAGUCCAAAACACAGCCUCAACCAAAGAGCCAACCCAAGCCCAAAACACGGCCUCAACCAAAGAGUCAAGCCAAGCCCAAAACACAGCCUCAACCUAAGCCCAAAACCCUGCUUCCACCAAAGAGACAACCCAAGCCCCAACCACCAUUUCAACCAAAAAAACAGCCAAAGCCUCAGCAACCACCUCAACCAAAAAAACAGCAUCAACAAAAGCCCCGAACAAGGGACCAACAAGAAACUCACCCCAAAACCCAGGCCCAACCUGAAUUAAAUUCUCAAUCCAUUCCCCAACCCCAACCUUCACAAAAUGCCCAGACUCAGUCCCCGCUUGCCCUUCUCCCCAAGCCUCAACCGCAACCUGGGCUGCAGCCUCAGACCAGGACCUACUCUGAUCCUCCCAAGGUCACCCUAAGGCAGGCAGUAUCCACGGCUCCUAGUCCACCAGAAGAGGGCAAGCCUCUACCAAGACCUGCCCUGGCUACAGAGAAGGCUGGUAGUUACAAUCAGGGUACUGGCGUCCUCAGGCCAUCAGUUCCUGAAGCUCCUCGUUCUCCCAUUAGCUCUUCAGUAACUCCAGUAGGAAGAAACACCACGCUGCCCCGCACCCGGGUUCCUCCUCAUACUACUCGUAAUAGUGGCAGACCAAUUUCUCCAUCCAAGACAUUCACCUCUCAAAGCUCCAGCACACCUGGGGCCGAUGGGGCGCAUCAUAGGGGCAAUGCUCUUCCUAAACCUGUGGUGUGGUCCAAAGAAAAACCUGUUCCUGCAGUCCUGCGUCCCGCUAAUCCUGCCAACAAGAGACUCAACCUGGUGGGGAAACCCAGUGACCAUGAUAAACCCAUGGACCUCAAACAGGGAGACAAGGAGUCCAUCUUGAAGCCAUUCCCUCUGGUCACAGCCAAACCUAAGCAAGAGCGCAGGCAGCAGCAGACAACCACCUCUGCCCCGGCAGUAAACACCAGCCGCUUUGACAUAAAUGAGAACUCUUCCAUAUUCAGGCCUGUGCCUGCAUCAGAGGUAGACAUCAUGGGCAAGAAGCGCUUUGUAGCUCCUCAUGUGGUCUACAAGACAGAUAAGAAGCCAGAUGAGCCGUGCUCCAUCACCACCUCCCUCACUUACUUCCCUGACGAGGAGGGCAGUGAUCAGAACGUGACUGGUCCUCCCCGCGUCCCUCCCUCCAACCUCACUGUGGUUACUGUGGAGGGCUGCCCAUCUUUCGUCAUUCUCGACUGGCAGAAAUCUGACAAUGAAACCAGAGAGUAUGAAGUUGUGUCCACCACCAAAGGACCAAAUGGAGAGGAGGUGUCCGUACUGACGACCAACCAGACACACACAGCCGUGGAGAAUCUCAAACCAGAGAGCAGUUAUGAAUUCACAGUAACACCAAAGAAUGAGCUGGGAGCAGGACCCUCCACUGAUCCCGUGUCAUUCAGCACAGAAUCAGCGGAUCCACGAGUGAGCGAGCAUGUUUCAGGCAAAGAUGCCAUCUGGACUCAGUUCCCAUUCAAAUCUGAUGAUUACUCUGAAUGCAAUGGAAAACAGUAUGUGAAGAGAACUUGGUACAGAAAGUUUGUGGGCAUCCAGCUCUGCAACUCCUUGAGAUACAAGAUCUACCUGAGCGACUCUCUCAACGGGAAGUUCUACAAUAUUGGAGAUCAGACGGGACACGGCGAGGACCACUGUCAAUUUGUGGACUCGUUUCUGGAUGGACGAACCGGCACACAGAUGUUAGCUGACCAGCUACCGAGCAGGCCAGGGUUUUAUAGAGCGUUGAGACAGGAACCUGUCCACUUUGGAGAGAUCGGAGGGAAGUCGCAUGUUACUUACGUAGGGUGGUACGAGUGUGGCACACCCAUUCCUGGGAAGUGGUAAGACCCCACAGCGUUGCAGGAAGAAGAGCUUCCUUGGUAGGGAGAAAGAAGAAGACGCCUGACUUGGCCUAAAGGGAGGUGGGCCUCUCUUUCAUGUUACCAUGGACACUGUAGAUGGGUCUGUUUGUAUGAACUCAGCCUACUCUCGCAGGUAUGAACCUUUACAAAACUCUUUUGAGUGCAUUUGUAAUAUUGGUCUUAAUUUCUCUAUUUAUCAAAAAUGCAUCCAAUGAAGGAAUGCAGGUGUUGAGUGAACCAAAAUGUUGAAUAUACAGUAAUUACAGAGAAAAUGUUGGGAAGCUGGCUCCCAAAGUGUGAUAACUUGUAUGAUAUUAUUUAUCAAAGGGGGUUGUUAUUGAACAUUCUUUGUGUGCUCGAGCUUUGAGAUGAGACAGUAAAAAAUGUUCCCAAUACAUGUAUGUCAGUGAGCACACACUUUGUGUCAUUUGUAUGCAGAAAGGUGCCAAUCAUACUUUCAUUGUACAUUUGGACUAUGUAAAAUAACAGUAAGCACAGACAUGCAGAAUUGACCCUCUGCUGGCCCUAAGGGAUUGUUAGCAGUUGCAGUUUGCACAGUAUUAAACCUUUGUUCAUAUAUGUAUAUGGUGUGAAAUACAGUAUGUAUACCAGGGAUCAUAUAGUGAUGCAUUUCAGGUAAAACAGCUUUAGCAGAACUGUUGAGCCAAGUUUGAGCCCGGUUAUUCUAUGGGGUCACUUGGAAAGAUUAUGUAUUUUCAGUGCUAGUGCAGUAAUGCCCUCUAUUUUAUAAAUGAAUAAAAUAUAUAUAAAAUGCCUUAAUGUGGAAAUGACAUAAGCAAAUUACAUAAUUUAUCUUUUUGUGUUAAAACUUAUGACAAAGUGUACAUAAAGCUAUAAAUCAUUGGAGAGAAAUUGUCAGGUUUUUUCCACAUCUGUCAUAACAGUUGUUUUUGAUUCAAUAUCUAUGUUUUCAGCAAUAAAUCUUGGUUUUAUAUUUACUUA
Molecule: messenger RNA, 5588 nt
Organism: Plectropomus leopardus (leopard coralgrouper)
Lineage: Eukaryota; Metazoa; Chordata; Actinopteri; Perciformes; Serranidae
Gene: abi3bpa
Product: ABI family member 3 binding protein a
Biological process (GO): extracellular matrix organization; positive regulation of cell-substrate adhesion
Molecular function (GO): protein binding
Source: RefSeq, a predicted model, not a curated record